CUUAGUUAUAGCCUUAAACUUUAUGAUAUUGGUUUCAAUGGAACCGACCCAGUUUUUCGUGGAAUUUAUCAUGACAAGCAGCGCCAUGAAGAUGAUUUUGGAGCAAUUAUAGAACGUGCUAAGAGUCAAGGAGUAGAGAGAAUGAUGUUGACGGGAGACACACUUGAGCAUUCUGAACAUGCACUCGAAUUGUGCGAAAAAUACGAUGGAUUGUUCGCUUGCACUGCUGGUGUGCAUCCAUGUCAGGCAGAAGUUUUCGACAAAUAUCCUGAAGGUUCUGAGGUUUAUCUAGAACAACUAGAAAGCUUUAUUCGUCAAAACAUGGCCAAAGGAAAGAUUGUUGCUUUUGGUGAAAUUGGACUGGAUUACGACCGUCUUCAUUACGCAAAUAAGGAGACGCAACUCAAAUGUUUUGAAGCACAGUUAGGGAUUGCUACGAAAGUGAAGCUCCCCUUGUUCUUGCAUUCAAGAGCGGCGGCGGACGAUUUUGUUUCUAUUUUAUCAAGAUAUCUUCCUGACUUGCCUAAAGGAGGUGUGGUACAUUCGUUCACUGGCAGUUUGGAAGAAUUGGAUAUGUACUUAAAGCUUGGUUUAUAUAUCGGCGUCAACGGCUGUUCUUUAAAAACAGAAACGAACGUAGAAGCCGUUCGCCGCAUUCCUCUAGACCGAUUAUUGCUUGAAACGGACGCACCCUGGUGCGAAGUACGUCCAAGCCAUGAGGGAUACAAGUUCUUAAAAGACUUCACGCCUCCGUAUCCCUCCUGUAAGAAAGAGCGAUUCAAAAAAAAUUGUAUGGUUCGCGGAAGAAACGAACCAUGUAACAUGGUUAUUGUUGCAAAAAUUGUGGCCGAAAUCAAAAAUAUUUCAGUAGAGGAAUUGUGUGAGACUGUGUGGAAGAACAGUGUCUCUUUGUUAGGUUAA
Molecule: messenger RNA, 921 nt
Organism: Schizosaccharomyces japonicus yFS275
Lineage: Eukaryota; Fungi; Ascomycota; Schizosaccharomycetes; Schizosaccharomycetales; Schizosaccharomycetaceae
Product: TatD protein
Exons: 4
Molecular function (GO): hydrolase activity, acting on ester bonds
Source: RefSeq, a predicted model, not a curated record